AUGUAUGGAGAGAAAAAUAUCUGUAAUAAAGAUAUAGUUAAAAUCAACGAAGAAGCUGAUGAAGAAAUAACUUUAAGAGAGAAUAACAAAAUUAUAAAUAAGUUACAAGAAGAAGCCAAACUAUCAUCACUUUGGACAAUCUAUAGAAUGUUAACAGAUGAUAAACAUCGCUGUAAAGUUAGAGAAUCUGGUUUUCCUGUUGCCGCAAUUGAGAGAAGAAAGAAAGUUGUAGUCUCUAGAGACACAACAUUUAAAGUAGCAGAUCAUGACUAUACCAAAACAGGAAUCAUACCAAGUGUGAUAAUGAUAUGUAAUAUACCUGAAUCGAUAAAUGGUGAUUUUUAUACAGGACAA
Molecule: messenger RNA, 354 nt
Organism: Scutellospora calospora
Lineage: Eukaryota; Fungi; Glomeromycota; Glomeromycetes; Diversisporales; Gigasporaceae
Source: the annotation of a GenBank genome assembly